UUAGCCCCCGAAGCUGUAUCAGUAUCCAUUCAAUGGUGGGGCUGUCAACUAGCGCCACUAAAAAUGGCUUCAGUGAAGCCAAAAAGGCUAUGAAAUAGCAUUUCAUAGCAUGGAUUCGCUUGGCAUUUCGCACCUUAGCCUCGAGGAGCAACCCCAGCCACUUUCUCACCCGUUAGAUCAUGGUGAAAUGGGCCAAAAUGUCGAGAUUUGUGGGGAAGGAGAAACUAAACAUGGCGGCCGUUGGAGAUCAUCAGAGUCCCAGGAAUCUGGGUAUAUGAGUGAAAGCGAACAAGAAUCUCAAGAUAUAUCGUCGAGUGAUACACAAGAUGGUUAUUAUUCAGACUACGGCUCGCAAGAUAUGCCAAUGGAAGCCGUGAAUAUCGCAACAGAGGGCCCGGGAGAGAGCUAUUGCGUCGACAUACGAAACAAAGGGAAUCUUGUGGUGACACUUGGGGAUGACGGAGCGCACACUUCCAAUAGGCAGUUGGCCUUGCCUUCGAAGCGUCGUAAUACAGAUGCUGGUCACGGGGAAAGCAAGAUUCCGAGACUACACAAAAAAAAUUCCAAUCAAAUCGUGGGCGCGACUUCCAAGAAACAGAAAUCUAUUCCACAAUACUUUCGCAAACAGAAGAGACGUGAGGUGGUGGGCUACAAAAGAGGUGAUGAAUUAGAUAAAAAGAUUCUCUCAAAAAAUACAUACAUCGACAUUAAAGAGAACUCGGGUUCCAUUCAAAUUUCCAAUGACGCAAGCAAAGAAGAUCUUGAAGAUUGCGUGACAGACGGAAGGUCGCGUAACACAUACCACAUCAACAUAAUGAACUCGUCGGGGAAUAUGGCGAUAGGAGACAAUGCAAAGUGCGAACAUAACUUUGUCACAGGAGAGUGUGUGACAGCAGAUGGAUUACAUCCAAAUGUGGUAGUAUCCCCAACAGCACCCCUAGUGGUGCGAGCUGGCAAAUCAGUGGCCAAAAGAACACAACUGAUUUACAAACUGACUGGAGACAUUUACCCAUUACGUGAAAACGGAAAAUGGGACUUGUUUUAUCAAUGUGUUAAUCAAGGGAUUAAGAUCGCUCGGGAUGCUGGGCAAAAAGGUGUUCAAAUAUUUUUAAUGAUUGAGAAAAGCAUUGGGCUGAGUUACCAGAAAAAGAAUGAAGAGUCUCUCAAGCUUCUUAACAAGGCUAACAAAGAGAUCUCAGAACAUGCCCUGGAAAUGCGAGAAUUCCUGCUUGCACUUUCUCACAGUCAACUUGCUGCUCUUUACCGAAGAGAAAAAAAGAAAUUGAAAACUUAUGAUGCAUUAGCAAAAGCACAACAGAAUGCAGAAAUGGUUCCUUCUUUUUUGGUCAAAGGAUUUACUGCAUAUGAGAGAGCAAGCACGCUAUCACUAGAACUUUCACUGGUUUCUAUUUCAGAACCGGACAGAGAUGAGCUAAAAAAAGAAGCCAAGGAUGCCUUGAGGCUGACUAUAUCAUUCUGUGAAGAAAUGCUCCAACAGAAUCCUGGAUUAUAUCUUAGAAAACAAAUUUUUGCACUGUUGAAACUUGCACUUCUUGAUCUCAACUGUCGCACCUCAGCGGCUCGCAGUCAGCCUGUCAGUGAGAGAGAUGUCAAUGAAGCAGAGGAUUGCAUCAAACACACAGAGCAGAAAUACAGUCAACAUCUUAAUAAUUCUCUAAAAAUCCAACUUUACACAGCACAAUGUGACCUGUGUUUCCGUAAGGCCCAAGUACAAUGCCAGGAAAACCAGACAGAUAAUGGUCACAAGCAGUUGGAGAUUGAGCUGUACCAGCAAGCAAUGGUGUAUGGGGAAAUGGCAUUAAAGAUGGCGCAGAAGAUAAACUUCCCCAUAGAUAUCCAAGCAUUACAGGAGAGGCUGUCUGAGCUCAGAGUUCUGAGUGGAGAUGCAACUUGUUCCAGGAUAACUGAACUCUGAACUCCCACUUCCCAAAAUGCUCAAAAGAGUCUUAAGGACUGCUGUUUCCAUGCAUUUUGGGAAGUAAUUGUACAGAUAUUCUCAAGAGAGAAUUGAUCCUUUUGUGGUGGUGUACAUGUGAUGAUAAAAAGGAAACCAAUACACCUGCAUAUAUAGAUGUGACAUAACCUUAAUAUGAUAACCUUGGUUAUCCUUUAAUUAGUAAACGAACUUUCCAUAAUAAACCAACAACAACUUGACAGGCCGUUCGCCUGGGAACAUGUGAGUCACCUGAGCCUACACUAUUUACAGGGGUCUACUUCCUGACACAGGUAUCCCGGUCAGUAUAUGACACUUAAAAUUCAGCAAGUUAGUAAUAGGUUAAUUACCGAGAUCAGAGGCAAUAAGCGAUAUACAUCCCGAGGCCGUAGGCCGAAGGCUCGAGGUAAUUAACUGACUUAUUACAGAUUGACAAAGGUUUCCACGCAAAAAUGUUUUUCAGAAUCUUUAUCUUUGAAAUUGAACCCUGAUUGAACGAAGAGUGGUGUGGAGGAUUCAAGCGGCAUUAGCACAUAUAUCGAAAAGUUAUUUCUGCAAUUUCUACGGCAAUCAAAAAGGAAAACUAUUAACGAUCAACCACAUCGGUAUGUGCUAAAUAGUCACGAAAACUAUUUCAUCCUUGAAAAGAAAGGCCUUCGCGGUCAUUUAUGAGAUUUCACAAGCGUUUGAAUGAGAUUUGUUGCACCCUUUAUUUUGCAUAACACUCGAAUUUUUCUGAGAUGGAGAGCGACGAAGGCAUGUCCUAACUGACAGAGAAUACGUUUUCGCAAGCCGAACAGAUUCUUCCGGAUUUCGAUCUUGUCAGAACGAUCCUUGCAACAACAAGCCGUUAUAUUACAAUUCUAAGUGAAGAAGAAGUUGAGAAGAGAAAGCACGACAGGAUUCCGGAGAACACGAAAACCAACACGGUGUGGGCUGUUCGUACCUGACAAGAGUGGGCAGAAGAGAGGGAUUAGAACCAGAGCUGUAGCAGGAUCGUAUAGUUUCGAUAGUACGUGUUCGAUUGUAGGGUUGAUAAAGUAAUGAGAGAGGAUGUUUGUAAGGUUGAUAAAGUCAUAAAGAGCGAGAGCGAAAGUGGCAAUAAACCCCUAAAAAAACAGG
This is a messenger RNA of Nematostella vectensis (starlet sea anemone), 3076 nucleotides long. RefSeq lists its product as uncharacterized. Lineage: Eukaryota; Metazoa; Cnidaria; Anthozoa; Actiniaria; Edwardsiidae. The record is from RefSeq and is a predicted model, not a curated record. The transcript has 2 exons. Bases 110 to 1936 code for a protein of 608 amino acids.